CAAAAAUCGACAUCAUUCCUAGAUUGUUUAUUAAACUAAAGACAAAAUAUAAAAUGAAAUUAAUUUACUUAUUGGUCAUUUGCGCUGUCUAUAUGGCGGCCAUGGUAGCUACAAAGGACAACGACUUUAAGCUGAAAUUACCUCCACCAGAACCGAAAAAUUUGCCCCAAUUGAGCGGUGGUGGUGGCGGCUCUCGUAAACAAGGAUUUGAUGUAAGCUUGGAUGCUAGCCAAAAGGUUUGGGAAAGUCAAAAUAAACGUCAUUCAGUUGAUGCCUCCGUUGGCUAUUCGCAACAUUUGGGUGGACCCUAUGGCAACAGUCGUCCAGAAUAUCGUGGUGGUGUUGGUUACACUUAUAGAUUUGGCAAAAAGUGAUUUAUAAAUCUUGUAAUAGAAAUGGUUUCCUGGUAUUUAAGUUAUAAAGAAAAAAGUUGAACAUUGAUAGUUUUUAACAAUAAAAAUGAUUAGAAUCCCACAAA
This is a messenger RNA of Lucilia cuprina (Australian sheep blowfly), 478 nucleotides long. Its product is annotated as diptericin-D-like. The record is from RefSeq and is a predicted model, not a curated record. Gene Ontology annotation, cellular component: extracellular region. NCBI's taxonomy places the organism in Eukaryota, Metazoa, Arthropoda, Insecta, Diptera, Calliphoridae. Gene Ontology annotation, biological process: defense response to bacterium. The transcript is spliced from 2 exons. The coding region runs from base 54 to 374 and encodes 106 amino acids.